UGAUAUGUUUUAAAUUUGAAAGCAUUUCUACCGUUACACGAUUAUGCUAGUCUAGCUAGAUGCUAAUAUUUUUUGUUAUUAUAAUGACUGUCAUAUGAUUUUGUAUAUUAUAAAUUAGCUCGGAAUGUUUAACAAUUUUAAACUUCAGCUUCUUAUGCAAUUCAGCGACAAUUAGCCAAACAGCAUAUAUCUUUCUGUGAUAGACUUUACAGAUUGACAUACCAAUAAGUAUAUUGAAUUGUCUCAGCCAAUAAUUAAUAUAAUUUAAGUAUUACAUACUACAUUGAACAUAACUCAUGGACUCCAUGCUUUGUUGAUUAAGAGCGAGAUUUAUUGUUAUAUCUCAUUUUUGAUGAGGCUUUGCUCUGCGCACGUCCCUCAGCAGUUACGGUAAAAUAGGCGUGUCUUCGACGUCAACCCGGAACUACUCUGCAGCCCGUGUUUACACAUGUCGCUGUUUUCACGUGGAGUCAAAGUUCGUGAUUUUAAAUGUCUUCAAAGAAAAAUAAGAACAAGUCCAAACGCGGGAGCGAGGAAGACGGCCCGGUCGACCCCAAUGAAGCUUGUAACGAUUCCGGUAAUCUGCAGACUUCUGCUCAGGACGGAACCAGCAGAAGAAGCAGUAACUCGUUUACUGUCAUCGACUUCAUUGAGAAAGCGGAGGACAAAACUCCUAAAAGUUGCAGAUCAACGUUGUGUCAGCUGAGUCUCAACUCCAUGAAGUUGGCCAAUGUUUCUAUCGGAAGGCCGGUUUUGUUGACGAGCCAGUCCGGAAGACAGGAGGUGUGCUCAGGAUGGCCCGCUGCCCAGUUUCCGGGCGGAAAAGUUGGACUCCCGAGAAGCAUCCAAACAACUCUGAAAGUGAAGACAGGAGAUGAAGUGACUCUGCAGCCGCUGACGGGCCCGCUGCUGCAGGCUGCGGAGGUGGUUCUGACCGGCAGGUCCAGUGAAGAGGCGUUGGACACACCAGAGUUCAAGAACUUCCUGCUCCGAUCUCUCGACGGCCACGUGGUCCUGCCGGGAAGCCUGCUCUCGCUGUCGUACUUCGGCCGUUCCUGCAGUCUCCGCGUGGAGUCGGUGACCGGCCAGGACGACGUCUUCGUCCAGGGGCCGGCCCUUCCAGACGUCCAGGACUCAUCUGUGUUGGACAGCAUCUCCGCUGACCUCUUCCUGCAGCUGAGCCACCUGACGGUGGAAGAUGACUGCGUCCCCCUGACCCCAGGGAUCCUCUCACCUGCCGCCAGCACCCCCUGCAGACCCACCUCGCUGCCCUCCCCUGCCUCCUCUCCUGCUGUCAGUCUGGAGAGCUCAGUCACCUCGCAGCCGCUCCCUGCAGCCGUCCGUGGAGCCUGUCUGAGCUCCGAUCCCUUCUACUUCCUCUCCUGCCUCACCAAGGUCACCUUCAGGGGGGGGGACCGCCCAAAAGACUGUGAUGCUGAACCACAGAGGGUCACCUACAGUAUGAUCGGAGGACUCGGCAGUCAGCUGGACGUCAUCAGAGAGACGAUUGAGCUGCCUCUCAAACACCCCGAACUCUUCUCCAACUACGGAAUCCCGCCCCCUAGAGGUGUCUUGCUGUACGGCCCACCUGGGACAGGGAAGACCAUGAUCGCACGGGCCAUCGCCACGGAGGUGGGAGCUCACAUGACGGUGAUCAACGGGCCGGAGGUCAUGAGCAAGUUCUAUGGUGAAACGGAGGAGAGACUGAGGCGCAUCUUCACUGAAGCUGCUCAGAGGACACCUGCGAUCAUUUUCAUCGACGAGCUGGACGCCUUGUGUCCGAAGCGCGAGGGUGCCCAGAACGAGGUGGAGAAACGGGUUGUGGCGUCGCUGCUGACCCUGAUGGAUGGGAUGGGAUCGGAGGGUCACUCGGGUCAGCUGCUGGUUCUGGGGGCCACGAACAGACCUCACGCUCUGGACCCGGCCCUUCGGCGCCCCGGGAGGUUCGACAAGGAGCUGGAGGUUGGGGUACCUGGAGCUGCUGAGCGUGCUGACAUUUUGAAGAAGCAGUUGAAGUCAGUUCCGUGCAGCGCCUCAGCAGAGGAAGUGACGCAAUUGGCCGACCUCGCUCACGGAUACGUGGGAGCCGACCUCGCCGCCGUCUGUAAGGAAGCAGCCCUGCACGCGCUCAAGCGAGUUCUGAGUUCAACCCACCAGCCGUCGGACCUACGACUCCAAGGAGAGGUGACGGUCACCCUGCUGGACCUGCAGUGGGCCAUGACCAUGGUGAAGCCCAGUGCCAUGAGGGAGGUGGCGAUAGACGUGCCCAAGGUUCGCUGGUCGGACGUGGGCGGGAUGGAGGAGGUGAAGCUGAAGCUGAAGCAGGCCGUGGAGUGGCCCCUGAGGCACCCUGAGGCCUUCACCCGCAUGGGGAUCCAGCCCCCAAAAGGAGUCCUGCUGUACGGCCCGCCGGGCUGCUCCAAGACCAUGAUCGCCAAAGCUCUGGCCAACGAGAGCGGACUCAACUUCCUGUCUGUCAAAGGUCCAGAGCUGUUGAGCAAGUUUGUGGGUGAGUCGGAGCGGGCCGUCAGAGAGGUGUUUCGGAAGGCGAGAGCCGUGGCACCAUCCAUCGUCUUCUUCGACGAGAUUGACGCACUGGCCUCAGAGAGAGGAAGCUCCUCAGGUUCGGGCGGUGUGGGCGACCGUGUGCUGGCGCAGCUGCUGACAGAGAUGGACGGCGUGGAGCGGCUCGGGAACGUGACGGUGCUCGCCGCCACCAACAGACCCGACAUGAUGGAUCAGGCUCUGAUGCGUCCGGGUCGCCUUGACCGUAUCGUCUACGUUCCACUUCCCGACCCUCCGACUCGACGCGAAAUCUUCUGUCUCCAGUUCCGGAAGAUGCCUGUGGCCUGUGACGUGUCGGUGGACGACCUGGUGACUCGGACUGAGAAAUAUUCGGGAGCUGAGGUAACGGCGGUCUGCAGAGAAGCCGCUCUGCUGGCCCUGCAGGAGGACAUCAAAGCGCAGGAGGUCCAGACCCGCCACCUGGAGGCCGCCCUGGUUCUGGUGAAGCCCCGAAUCCCAGAGUCCCUGAUCCAGUUGUACCGGGACUACCAGCAGCAGCACGGCGGGCCCAAAGUCUUCUGACCCGGGAACAUCCGUGUGGACAGAUGAACCCGCUCCAGUCCAGCCAGACCCAGUCUCCCAUCCUCACAACUCACCAAGAGUUACGCUGCUUGACCGGCUUCUCACAACCUUCUGACUCGGACCUGUGACGUGUCCCAGGCAUAGGCCCUCCACACAGAGGCUUGACCUGUGACACCUCAGUGCCACUCCUGUCCAGUCACUUCUGAAUGAAUAACACCUCAAGUCACUGAAGAUGGUACAUUACUGAUCAUGGAUGAUCAAUGAGGAGCACGACUGACUGACUGAGAGUUCCACCUUCAGAAACCCUCUGAAGUCAUAAGGAAUGGACCAACACAGUCAAAAAGAUUCAUGAUUCACUCCCAUGUUAAAGUUUACUCACAGGAAUCAAGAUAAGAGACACUUCAGCCAGUCCAGGAAGAGAAAAUACCCUUCUUCUCUCUGCUCCUUUUCAACCUUCGGCUCAAGUUGAUGAUGAAAGAGGUGCCGUUGUCUAUGUGAUGUGGGAUUGAAAUAAACAUGUCUUCAAUUCAUGCCGUUUCCGUUCAGAACCCAGUUUUUCCUCUCCUCAUUGGCUGGACUCGUCCGGGAUUUCUUUUACUAUAUUUUCAUACCUUUCAUGAUUUACAUCCGCUUUUUCUACAUGUAAUUGUAUAUAGUUUUGUUCGCCUUUUACAUGUGAAUUGUUUAACCCAUAGCUUUUCUCACUUUUUUAGAUGAACUUGAUGAAAUAUAUAGAGAUAUAUGUUCGAUA
Molecule: messenger RNA, 3838 nt
Organism: Synchiropus splendidus (mandarinfish)
Lineage: Eukaryota; Metazoa; Chordata; Actinopteri; Syngnathiformes; Callionymidae
Gene: afg2a
Product: spermatogenesis associated 5
Exons: 17
Coding region: 490-3087 (865 amino acids)
Cellular component (GO): cytoplasm
Molecular function (GO): ATP hydrolysis activity; ATP binding
Source: RefSeq, a predicted model, not a curated record